Molecule: messenger RNA, 372 nt
Organism: Didymodactylos carnosus
Lineage: Eukaryota; Metazoa; Rotifera; Eurotatoria; Philodinida; Philodinidae
Source: the annotation of a GenBank genome assembly
AUGGCUCAUGAUUAUUAUGAACGUGGUUAUAAUUUACGUCUUGUACAAUUAAAUGGUGAUCAUCUACUAAUAGCUACAUCGUUAUUCAAUAAUGGUAGUAUUUAUCAUCAGAAAGGUGAUUAUAAUCAAACAAUGACGUAUUAUCAAAAAGCUUAUAAUAUUAGUGAGAAAAACUAUUCAGGGGAUCAUACGACUAAAGCUCAUUUACUAGAAGCUAUUGGCCAUGUUUAUCAAUUAAUAAAAGAAUUUGAUCCAGCAUUGGUUUUUAGUACAAAAGCGAAUGAAAUGUUUCAGCGACUUCUAGCUGAUCCACAUCCUUGUAUUUCUUUGAGUUUUUGGCGUAUUGGUGGCAUAUAUGGUGAUCAAUUAUAA